Molecule: messenger RNA, 3335 nt
Organism: Triplophysa rosa
Lineage: Eukaryota; Metazoa; Chordata; Actinopteri; Cypriniformes; Nemacheilidae
Gene: lg18h10orf90
Product: linkage group 18 C10orf90 homolog
Exons: 11
Coding region: 262-2550 (762 amino acids)
Biological process (GO): regulation of centriole replication
Cellular component (GO): centriole; centrosome; cytosol
Source: RefSeq, a predicted model, not a curated record
GCGGAGACAGCGCCAGUGAACCUCUUCAGACGGCACCAAAGAUGAGCUGGAACCGUCUGAUAUCGCUGUUGCCUCGUGAAAUCAGAUUGUGUCGUCUUUUGUGAUGCAGGUUUUGUUUGAAGAAUUCGUUUUUUUAUUAUUGGAAAAUAAGUGGAGUCCAUUGUACUUCACUAAACAUCUCAAUACGGAGCUUAACUUGAAUGUUGCUGCAAGUGUCAACGCUACAAGAUUUUUCACGUAAUUGUCUUUGUAAAGUUUCUUAUGGAGGAUUUGAAAUCCGAGGGCUGGAAACGGCUACUUAUCCCUCACGGUGCGGCCAGAACAAACAGCACGAAUCUCCUUCGCAGAUCCUCAUCAUGGAGGAGCCCCAAAGAGCCGGGCUAUUACGAGAGCCCUGUGGCGCAGGUAAAUAGGCCCCCUCGCACAGCUCGUCCACAGAGCUGUAUUGAAGGUGGCACGGCGGAUAAAUGGCUUCAGACUCUGGAGAGGAUCCAGUCUCGUCCACUUCAGAGACAAAAAACACCUUUUGUGGACAAGACUGUGUCAAUGCCAGCUCUGCCAAAUGAGAUGACUGGAGGUAAUUCAGGUAGAAAGCGAACCCCCCGCGUCUGCCCCAGCCUGGGUGAGAGCUCAGUGGGUAGUCUGGAGUUCCUGGAGACUAGAGGAAGGUCGGAGAGGAGCAAUACGGUACACGUUAAACCCAGUCCUAGUACAGAGAGAGCUCAAUUCUGUUCUCUCGCUCCGGUUCGCUUCGGGUGGCUGCCCAUAGAAAGGCACGUGAUAUUGACGGACAUCUCUAACAAUGGCUGUCGCCAUGACAACAGCAGCUACCAGCAGAAACUGAAGUCUCCUAUAACUCCAGUGUUGCUCGGCACUCCUGCCAAACUCAAGGGAUCAGGAACAAAUGGAAGAGAACUCGAGCAAAGUGUAAGACCUGAAUCUGUAGGCUUCAGAUAUGGGAAGACACCUGUAAAGGCGUCAUACAGCCAUCAUCAGGCCUCGGGAUCCGUCAGCUCGGAGGGAGGUGGAAACGGAUCACAGAUUUGGAAUCCAACGGCCAAUUUCACCAGCUCGGUCCGGUCUCCUGAAACUAGCGAGCCAGCUUCCAAACACCCCACUUACAGGCGCGGAAGCGUGCAAGAGUUGCCGUCUAUCGGCUGUGCACGUAAAUUCAGUUCUUCCAUAUCAUCCAUCACCAUCACUUCAAAGAAGGUCACACGUUCUUUCAGUCUUCCGGACACAAGUCGUCCAAUGGCGAUGAACGAUCGCCCCACCGACUCUCCGGGUGGCCUCGCUACGCCCGUCCCGCCACAGAGAAAAGCCCUGGUGGUUAAAGUCACUGAACAGAGGACGAGCAUCACAACCACCCCCGGGGUGAACACUAUAGACCACAACACAGAUCACAAAGGUUAUGAGCACCCCGUGGUACUGAGGAGAAAGGCGUCUAUUGUGAAAAUGGUCGAGCAGACGGAGCGUUUCAGAGGAGGACAGCCCGAUGCGACAAAAACAGCACAAUACAGACAUAGUUAUACUGAAGGACUCCAUGAGACCGAUGCCAUCAAACACGUCUGUAGAUCUGGAGUCGAUACUAAGGCCAAUCCGGUGUUGUUAAACCAAGCUUUUACUGCAUCUGUAUCUGUAAACCAGUGGAGGUCUAGUACGGUCCAUCACAGAUCUAGCGUGUCUCUUCAUCUUAACAACCCCAACGAUAGUCGCACAGUCGAAGAGAGGUACGAGACACCACGAAGGCCGCUUAGCUGUGAUGCCGGCCUGUUUAACCGCACAGAUCCAACAUUUCACAACAAGAGCCCUCCGUGUCCCCAGAAGACAAAUAUUCACCUUGUUAGUUCCCGUGAAGCGGAAGAGAGCAGCGGUUUUGUCUCCAGCACGGGGAAUCUGGAUCCUGUUUUAGGAAUCAAACCUCUGACUCUAUUAAAAGUUCCAGAUGAUUCGCCUCUUCCCACCGCACGCGCUGUUCUAGCGCUGAACGCCGCCGCCGUUAUCACCAACAUCAAGCUGCAAACCCGACACAGACAGAAACGCAACACAACAACAGAGACACAAACAUCAUCGCACGCAUCAGCCGCAGGUGAUGGAAUAAACAGUGAUGGCGGAGAGACCGGCGGCGAUGGACGAAACCAAACUAUGGUUUGCUUUGGAUCUGAAGAUGCUCCGCUAUCAUUGAGAGAGGCUUUAGCUCUUAGACGACCUGAUUUCAUCCAGCGCUCACAGGCUAGAGUUCAGGCCCUGGAGCGGAGGUCGCAGGAGAGGCAGAAAACCCUCCGCUCACCUCACAGACCUGAGCCGACCUGCAGCCAUCAUCAGGAAGAUAACCUUCUGAAAUCUAAAGACAGACGAGUCGGUGGAAAGGAUGCACAUCUGCGGUCCAGGAGGAAUGACCUGCUUCCUGAAAUGAGGAAGAGGAGAGAGGAUAAAAGGAGAAAAAAAGAGGAAGAGAAAAGAAAACUGGCGUAUCGAACCAACAGGCUUCGUCUGGAGCUCUUUAAGAAGAAACUUUUGGACCAGGUUUUGCAGCGAGGAAAUAACUGACAUGGUCUUGGACUCGCUUCUUUUCUCACGCUGGACUUAAAAAUUUAUACCGUGACAACGGUUAUAAAUGUUUCAUUUGUGUUUUGUUUUUUUAAUGAAUGUGCGAUAAAUGUGAAUGUCAUUACUAUGGUUUCUCUCUCUAUGCAUAACUUUAUUUCAUGGGUAGCAAUUUGUCUUCAUAACUUCUAAUUUGGUCACAUUUAUCAGACUGUGUGGGAGGCCGAGGAUGGCUGUCACAAUCUUUACAGCUGUGAAUAUUAUCAGGGUAUGUUUUUCGUUUGUUUUUUUAGUUAAUUACUGUACAGGAACAGCGUUGAUUACUAAAAAACUAUUAAACAUUAACAGUAAAUUGUCUAUGAAAAAGAUGUUGGCUAAUUCAUCACACUAACCCUAUUGUUGAUUUUUGAAAGACACUUUUCUUUGAAAUAAGAAAUACUUUAUGAUAUUAAAACAAAGUGACGCUUUUUUUUAAGUAUGUUAGGCUAUUUGAUGUGUUUUAAGCUAGAUUUAGCCACUUUAAAAGGGUUUUUAGAGAACAUAAUUCUCCAAAAUAUUUGUAAAUUUCGACUAUUUUAAACUCGCUCUUUGAAACCAACACACAAAAUGAACUGCUUGAGAACCAAAAUUCACUUUUAAUUUGACUUUUAAAACACCUCAUACUUUCUAUACAGUAUAUGAAGAGUUUGGUUCCAAAAUGAGAUAACUCCGUUUUUAAAUAAUUUCAAAAAUCAUGAUUUUAUUAUGUUAGUUAGCUGUGUUUUUUUGUUAUUAUGGCUUGAAUCAAA